AUGGGCCCUCCUGAUGCUAUUCUUGGAGUGACAGAAGCCUACAAGAGAGAUGCAAAUCCAAAAAAGAUCAAUUUGGGAGUAGGAGCAUACAGAGAUGAUAAUGGGAAGCCAUUCAUUUUGCCAUCUGUUCAAAAAGCUGAAGAGAUCUUGAGAGAAAAAAACAUGGAUCAUGAGUACCUCCCAAUUGGAGGAUCUGCUGAGUUUGGACAACUUGUGGCCAAGUUGGCAUUCGGAGAUGACAGUCCCGUGGUUUUAAAUGAUUUGAAUUGUACGGUUCAAAGUAUUUCUGGUACAGGUUCUCUCAGACUUGGUGCUGCUUUUUUGUCCAAAUGGUAUGAACCCAGCAAGACUGUUUACCUUCCUAAUCCUACGUGGGGCAACCACAUACCAAUAAUGAAGCAUUCAGGUUUGGAGACCAAGCAAUACAGAUAUUAUGACCCCAAAACAAUUGGAUUUGAUUUCAAGGGAGCCAUUGAGGACAUAAGUAAAAUUCCGGAAGGUUCCAUCAUCCUCCUUCAUGCAUGUGCCCACAACCCCACUGGAGUCGAUCCAAAGCCAGAGCACUGGAAGGAAAUAAGCAAGGUAAUAAAAGAGAGGCAGCUUCUUCCAUUUUUUGACAUGGCCUACCAGGGAUUUGCCAGUGGCGAUAUUGUUCGUGAUGCUUUUGCUUUGAGGUACUUUGUACAGGAUGGACACUCUUCUAUGUUGCUGUCACAAUCUUUUGCCAAGAAUAUGGGUCUUUAUGGCCAAAGAGUAGGCGGGUUCACUGUGGUUUGCACCUCGAAGGAAGAAAGGGAUAGAGUGAUGUCCCAAGUGAAGAUCAUCAUAAGGCCUAUGUACUCCAAUCCUCCUCUGCAUGGUGCACGCAUCGCAACUACCAUACUUUCUGAUCAUAAGCUCAGAGAUAUAUGGCUAUCCGAUGUUAAGUUGAUGGCAGACCGGAUAAUUUCAAUGAGAACAAUCCUGGAGGCAAAUUUGAAGAAGGAAGGGUCAGUCCAUGAUUGGUCCCACAUCUCCGACCAGAUUGGAAUGUUCUGCUUCACCGGAUUGAAACCCGAACAGGUCGAUAGGCUGACUAAGGAGUUUUCAAUUUAUUUGACUCGUGAUGGCCGAAUUUCUGUUGCUGGUAUUACAUCAUCCAACGUCGGAUAUUUGGCUCAUGCAAUUUACCAAGUGUCCAAAUAG
Messenger RNA from Helobdella robusta, 1185 nucleotides. RefSeq lists its product as hypothetical. NCBI's taxonomy places the organism in Eukaryota, Metazoa, Annelida, Clitellata, Rhynchobdellida, Glossiphoniidae. The record is from RefSeq and is a predicted model, not a curated record. Gene Ontology annotation, biological process: biosynthetic process; L-aspartate catabolic process. Gene Ontology annotation, molecular function: pyridoxal phosphate binding; L-aspartate:2-oxoglutarate transaminase activity. The coding region runs from base 1 to 1185 and encodes 394 amino acids. Gene Ontology annotation, cellular component: mitochondrion. The transcript is spliced from 10 exons.